CCAACAGAUAUUCGAACUUCACCCUUUCUCCCCUCUCCGUAUCAAACUUGACGACUCCCACCCCAAUCCACCCUUGCGCCAUCACUGCUACAUCAUCCUCAAGCGCUCUUCCUCAGUUAGCUCUCAGCAUCUCGUCCAACUGGAGCGUGCGGUAUUUCAGUCCGGAUCACUUCUCCACUCAGCACGUGGUGCUGCGAAAUUUCUCUUGUGGUUAAGUUAUUCCCCAGCAAAAAAAAACUGAGAUUGUUGAAGAAAAAAAUAAUCUGAGCACUUUUCAUGUUUUCUAAUCAGUAAAACAUGCAAAAAGUCGAUUUUGUGAAAAUGUUGGAAAUUGUCGGAUUGUUGUUUUUGUUGUUUUUGGCGGCUGAUGGGGCAGAGCCGGCCGCAGCUUCGGACGUUGAGCCCCGCAUGAUUCCGCAAAGUUUUCCGGGAAGAUGUAAGCGCUCCCCACCGGGGGUUGCGAUCCCGAAAGUUCCGGGAGACAAUGGAUUCUAUAUCAGAAUAUCGGGAAAUCCGGAAAAGUACCAGCCGGGUGAACUUUACACAGUGACUCUUCAAGGGUACAGUUCUCAGUUUGCAGUUCAAAAAUUCGUUGGUUUUAUGUUGAUGGUAGAACCUAAAGAAAUAAAAAAUGACAUUUCAGCAAGGCCAGAUGUCGGUUCGUUUCAGCUCUUUGGAGACGCAAUGUGCAAGUACUCUGAAGAAUGUCCCAACGCCAUUGUUCAUGCAUCUGGAAUACCAAAGCAAGAUAUUCAAGUGAUGUGGAAAGCGCCACCUGCUGGGACGGGAUGCGUUGUAUUUAAGGCAACAGUACAGGAGAACAGAGAACUGUGGUACAUGGACGAAGGAGGUCUAAUUAGAGAACUUUGUGAAGAAGAGCAAGAAAAUCAGGACGAACAACCGGAAAUCAUCGAGGAAUGUUGUGCCUGCGACGAAGCGAAAUACGAGCUCACAUUUGAAGGAAUAUGGUCGAGACAUACUCACCCGAAAGACUUCCCCACAAAUGAGUGGCUGACUCACUUCUCAGACAUUAUUGGUGCCUCUCACACUGGAGAUUUUCGUAUGUGGGAAUAUGGCGGCAUCGCCUCAGAAGGAGUAAAGGAAGUUGCCGAAAGAGGAAUCACAAAACGCUUGGAAUCUGAAUUGAAAACAGAGUCAAACAAAAUCCGCACCAUCAUCAAAGCGAGAGGGUUGUGGUAUCCGAAUGUUCAAGGCAAAACUUUCGCAGUUUUCCGAGUAGAUAAAUUUCACCAUCUGAUGUCUUUUCUAACCAUGCUGGGCCCCAGUCCAGACUGGAUUGUUGGUGUAAGCGCGUUAGAGCUGUGCCUGAAAAACUGUUCUUGGGUGGCUGAAAAGGUCAUGAAUCUCUAUCCAUGGGAUGCAGGCACCGACAGCGGUUUGACAUACAUAACUUCCAAAAUGGCAACCGUGCCUCAAGAGAAAAUCCGUCGAAUCACGUCAUCCACCCCUAACAGCCAUCUCUCUCCCUUCUAUGAUGCAUCUGGAGCCCCAAUGAAGCCUGUUGCUAAAUUAACUGUCACUCGACAGAGGGUCUACGAGAAACCCUGCGAGGACUACGAAGUUCCAGGAACUUCGACAGCUUCUUAUAGCAACGAAGACGACGACGAAAGAAUGGAAUGCCGUGUCAGUGAUUGGACAGAUUUCCAACCUUGUAGCGUGACAUGUGGUCAGGGCUUCAAGAUGCGCUCGCGACAGUAUUUCAAUAAGCAAAAAGCAGAAAUGGCCGGUUGCACAGUACAGCUUGUUGAUAAGGAAAUUUGUAACUCACAUUGUGUUGGAGAUGUUAGUUGCCGUACAACGGAAUGGGGUGAGUGGUCGGAAUGCAGCGUCACUUGUGGCAAGGGUCUCAGGACUCGGAGUCGAAAAUAUUUGGACAACCGAGCAAGAAAAACGUGUGCCCUAGAGCUUAUGGAAAAAGAAACCUGUAUUGGCAUAAAACCUAUUUGCGACGUAGAAGAGAAAUUGCCAGGCAAGAAAAGUAUGAAGAAAAAACCAGAGGAAGAAACAAAGCAGAACGAGCAAGCUGCUGCAGAACCAAAUGAUCCUAAGUGUGCCGUGACUCACUGGUCCGAAUGGUCCCCUUGUACUGUGACUUGCGGCAAAGGACUAAAAGUACGUACUAGGCUGUACCUAAGUCCAGCAGCUCUAAGCAUGUGCAAUGUUGAACUGAUGCAGAAAGCACCGUGUACGGCUGACAAACCGGACUGCACUGUCAACCUCACUGAAGCCAAAAAGAACUGUAUGCAACCAAAGGAAGUAGGUCCUUGCAGAGGAUACUUCCCAAGAUGGUAUUACGAUGUGGGCAGGACAAUGUGUCUUCAAUUCAUAUAUGGAGGCUGCAGAGGGAACAGGAAUAACUUCGAAAGAUACGCCGAUUGUAACCGGAUGUGUGAAACUAUGCUGAGAGCUCCACUGAGCGCUCUCACCCCACUCUCCACAUCCCCUGCGCUCCCCAUCGACAACAAGGAUCAGCCAGUGAUCGACUGCGUCGUCACCCCUUGGUCAGAGUGGUCACCCUGUUCUCACACCUGCGGCAAUGGCCGGAAAGAGAGGAGAAGGAUGAUCAAGCUCAAUCCGGAAAAUGGCGGGAAACCUUGUCCUGCCAAAUUGGUGCAGAGAAGAAAAUGCAAGGAAAAUCCUCCAUGCCCUGACAGAAUGGGUGAUAAAGAGGCAGUCGAUUGCCAGCUGAAUCCGUGGUCAGAGUGGACACCGUGUUCCAAAACAUGUGGUCAAGGAGCCACUCAACAAAGGACGAAGACAGUCAAAGUUCCACCGAAGAACAAUGGAGCGGCAUGUGGACCGAAAAUAGAGAGAAAAUAUUGUACUUUACAACCUUGUCCUCUAUAUUAAAGAACAUAAGAUUAGAAAGAAUUCAAGACGGAUGAUAUUGGCUGAUUGUAAAAAGUAAUUUUCACAUAUCAUUUCAAAAAGUAAGCAUCUUACUUUACAUCAGAGCUGAACAUACUGAAAGUGGUACUGUACCCCAACAAAUCUGUGUGCCGUAGCUGAAACUAACGCCAAAGCAAGAUGUGGAAUCUUGAGUGACGCUAGAGGAUAAAAACAGUUCGAAUAUAUUUGCCGAAUUGAAGACGCCAGAAGUUGAUCAAAUAAUUCUCAAUUUGAAUUCAGCGAUUUGCCAUCGUGGAAAAUGUUGAAAAAACAAAAUGUAGCACACUUUGAUUAUUUCCUCGAAAAAUUAUUAUUUGUUAGAUGUGUGUGUAUAAGAUAACUUGUACUUACGCUAUGAAGCAACUUGUUUAUUUCUUUACGUAGAUGGUAGUAAAAAGUAACCAGUGACCGUGUAGGGUGUAUUUCCUAUUCAGUCGUAAAUUAGGAAAUGUCGAGUUAGAACGAGGCCGGAUUGUGUGGACGCUUCGACGAAACUGUGCAGAGUAACUAUAUAACAAUGUCACGAUUGAAUGCCAAAGUUUUGCAUCUUAAAAUCGUUGCCAUCAGAGUCUUCCUAAAAAUUUUGAAGAUUUUUACAUUAUUUUUCGAGUAUUUAUAGUUUUUAUUCUGCUUAUAUAAAUUUAUGCGCUGUUCUUCUAUUUCUAUCUUGUAUGUUUCAUAUCUACAAGAUGUUAGAGUUUUGAAUGAGUCGAUUUUUUAAAUUCACAUAAGCCUGUUUGCACUAAUUAAUGUUACAUUAAGAUAUAUAAAGGGAAAUAUAUAUAUAUACAUAUAUAAAUUAAAUUGAAUGUUGAAUUAUGAUCGUUGUGAGUGUUAUAUAUUUUAUUAGCUAACAUAGAGAACAUGAAUAACUAUAAAUCUUUGUUUUGAUUGUAGCCUUAGUAUUAUUUUGCCAAAACUUUAGCCUGAAUAUUCUUCCAAAGUAUACAUCAUUCUACUUAAUGAAAAUUUUUUCUUAAAAAAUUAGUCUAGUUAUCAAAAGACGUCCUGGUAUCCUUUUAUUAUCAAAAAAAUCAGAAUUAAUAGAACUUAAAACUAAUUGAAAAUUUCAAUUUGUGAAAAAAAAAAAGAUUAUCUUAAAGUCUGCUAUUACCUUAAAUUAUGUUCUUUUUCUUAUUUAUUAUGAUAUUAAUAAUGCAGUAGACUCUCAAUCAACCGAAAUCGGUUCUAUCGAAUCGUGGACUAUCCGAAGGCCCCCUAGAAAUGUUGCUAAUUUUUCAGAACAAUAGGAUAAUAGAACAUCUACAUAAAAAAAUGACUUUAUAGAAUUUGUCAAACAGAAUUCGUCGUAGAAAAGCGAAAAACAGAAACAAACAUACGUAAUUUAUUACGAAACAAUUAGAAAAACGAUAUUUCUGUUGUGCAGUGCACGGGUGUCACCCGGGACUGUAAUUUGCGUCCCAUUCCGAGCCCCUCCCCUCCCUCAACACACAUACACAUACACACACACGCUGAAAAAAGAAUUUUUAAUGUUUUAUGAAAACUUCACUUAGUUCAUACGAUUUAAGAAAUAAUUUAUGUAUAUUUAUAUGGUGCAACAAAAGUUUAAAAUAACAUUCAGGAAUAUGACGCACUUUAUGUAACAUUUUCCUCAGACGCAUAUGUAACCGCCCUUUCACACAAUAUUGUGCUCUGUUAUCUUUGACAUUUUAUACAAUAUAAUUUAAGAUAUUUUAAAGAAAUUUUUCAGAAUAGAAGUAUUUAUCCUUUUUAUAUACCCUUAAAUCUAUUUUGGGUGACAACUCCAUAAGUGAGAAUCCCCCCCCCCCCUCUCCCAGUCCCUAGUGUUCCGCUACUGUAUUAUGGAUGUUGUAAAUCCAGUUAAACAUUAAAAUUUCUCAUGUUUACUCUUUUAUCCCUAAUUUUUUGUCGAAUUUGUCAUGUGUAUUAUUAAUGUCUUAUUAUAAAAAGUUUACACUUUGCGUCAUUUUUUCAAAUCAUCAAAACUUGCAUGAAUUUGAUUGUCUAGGAUAUUUGUUUUUACGGGCUAAAGCAAUUCUGAACCAUCACGGUUAUUCGGGAAUCUACUGCACCAAUAUCUAAAAUUCGCUAAAAAAAAGAACUAGUUUUUUUUAAAAAUAUCUACUAUAAAACUUAAAACUUGCUGUAAUUGAACUACAUAGUUAAAUAUCCAACGUUUAUAUUAUAUUUAUCUAUCAAAGCAAAAAUUUCUUUUCUUUUACCUUUAAUAAAUUUUCAAAACGCUACUAAAAGUAUCUUAAUGUUUUUUAAAAACAUAUCGCUCAUUUUGCCUUAAAAUUAGUGAAGCUUUAGCAUUUGUUUCCCAUCAUCAAGAGAAUCAUUUUAUAUGUUACUAGAUUUUAUGUAUUGUUUUGUUUUUCUCUACAAUAAAAUUAAAAUUUUA
Molecule: messenger RNA, 5296 nt
Organism: Uloborus diversus
Lineage: Eukaryota; Metazoa; Arthropoda; Arachnida; Araneae; Uloboridae
Product: spondin-1-like
Exons: 17
Coding region: 298-2871 (857 amino acids)
Biological process (GO): cell adhesion
Cellular component (GO): extracellular matrix
Molecular function (GO): serine-type endopeptidase inhibitor activity
Source: RefSeq, a predicted model, not a curated record